Molecule: messenger RNA, 1737 nt
Organism: Diorhabda carinulata
Lineage: Eukaryota; Metazoa; Arthropoda; Insecta; Coleoptera; Chrysomelidae
Product: BTB/POZ domain-containing protein 6
Exons: 7
Coding region: 153-1688 (511 amino acids)
Biological process (GO): neurogenesis
Cellular component (GO): cytosol; P-body
Molecular function (GO): protein binding
Source: RefSeq, a predicted model, not a curated record
AAUUAAUUACCAUUUAUUGUCAUUUGUUGUAAUUAUACGUAAUUGAAGUAAAUAAACAUAAAAAAAAAGAAUUUUGCAUUAGAUUGUUAUAUAAUUUAUCACGUACCUUUAACACAUUCAGCUGUCCAAUAAUUGAGAGUUUUAGAUUUAAAAUGAGUGGUCCACCGCCUCCUUGCGACUGGCAAACCACCAGAAAGCUAGUAAAAGAAAGAAGCCAGUAUCUAUUAGAAACGGAAAUGUGGAGCGAUUGUCGCUUCAUUGUUGGUGCAGAACCAAAUCAACGAAUUUUCGAAGGACACAAACUCUUUCUAGCUAUGUCAAGUCCCGUAUUCGAAGCUAUGUUUUUCGGAGGCAUGCCAGAAAAAGACCCCAUCGCUAUUUUAGACGUACAACCCGAAGCUUUUAAGGCUUUACUUGAGUAUAUUUACACGGAUAAAAUAAAUCUAACAUCGUUCGAUCAAGCUUGCGAAUUAUGUUACGGAGCUAAAAAGUACAUGCUUCCACAUUUAGUGGAGGAAUGUACUAAAUAUCUAUGGUCGGAUUUGUAUCCGAAAAACGCUUGUAGGGCGUACGAAUUUGCUAAACUCUUCGAAGAACCCAUGUUAAUGGACAAAUGUAUAAGAAUUAUAUGCAACCAAACGCAAGACGUGCUUCAGGAAAGUAGUUUCGACGAUGUGGAACUUUCUACCAUAUUAACAGUAUUCGAUCAGGACGAUUUGAAUAUAAACAGUGAAUUAGAAUUAUUUUCAGCUAUAACUCGUUACGCUAAUAAGCACAGUCACAGUUUAGGAGCUAAAGUACCUCGAUUGGACGGCGUAGCGAGUGCAACUGGCGAAACUUCUAAUACACACCCGGCGAUCAGAGAUGCUAUUAUGAAAAUACGUUUUUUAACUCUAACGCCUCAACAGUUUGCCGAAGGGCCUGGGAAAUCGAAUCUUCUAACAGAAUCCGAAAAAUUCGCUAUUUUGAUGAAUAUUUGUAGUCCCGGUUCCGCUGUUGCAAUGCCUGAAGGAUUUUCUACUUCUACUGUUAGAAGAAAAAAGAGGAUUCAACCUUAUGUAUCAGCUGGCGCUUCUACAAUGGACACUUCAUUUACAUCGAUGAUUAAAUUUAAUAAUCCAGAUUUGGAAACUAGUUCGGAAUUUUUUAAAAAAGUCUAUUGCACUCGUCAAUUAUUACAUAUAACCGAAUGUAUGAAUACCAGUGUACUAGAUUGUACAGUUACUUUUACGUGCGACAAAAAUAUUUGCAUAUUCGGUAUACAGGUUCCCGCACAAGUACCGAUUAACGAAGAUAGAGGUCCUACCGGAAACGUGUAUCCGGAAUUGUUGUACGCUCAUUUAUUAGACGCGGACGGAAGUCGUUUGACUUACACGCAUUUUACGAGCAGAGUAAAUUACAGUUCACUUAUCGAUAUAUCGUUCAACAGACCGAUAUACAUUCAAAAGAAUAAGGUUUAUAAAGUGGGCGUGGUUCUUAAUAAGAUGGGAUGCUAUCCGAUCGGAACCUAUCCCGAUCAAUCGACUGCCAACGGCGUCGUAUUCACUUUCUCUCAAAGUCAAUGCGGCGAUUCUUUGAGAGACGGAUUAGUCAGAUCGAUCGUCUUUUCCAACGGAAACAACGGAAAUUUGCUUCCUUUGGUAUUGGGCGAUCUAUCGAAAAUACAAAACUCGAUUAACGUUUUAUAAGAAAUUUAUUAAUUUUGUGAAUAAAAAGCUGGCAACAAUGCAAUCGAAA